Messenger RNA from Gekko japonicus, 3926 nucleotides. RefSeq names its product ubiquitin specific peptidase 3 (gene USP3). Bases 1 to 1776 code for a protein of 591 amino acids. Gene Ontology annotation, molecular function: zinc ion binding; cysteine-type deubiquitinase activity. The record is from RefSeq and is a predicted model, not a curated record. The transcript is spliced from 15 exons. Gene Ontology annotation, cellular component: cytoplasm. Gene Ontology annotation, biological process: protein deubiquitination. Lineage: Eukaryota; Metazoa; Chordata; Lepidosauria; Squamata; Gekkonidae.
AUGCACACAAGACUCUUCGCCCUCCCUUUGGCCGAUGAUGCCGCCCAGCGUUUUCCUUGGCGCAAGGGACACCGGACGCACGCACCUCCUCCUGCCAGUGGAUUACUGCCUUCCCACUCCACUCUGGCAGCCGUUGCCUCUCGGAGUCCCGGCCCCCAGACGAAUUAUAUCAGCGCAAAGACCAGCCUCCCUGCUCACAGCAACUCGCUGAACCUGCACACCGGACCCUUAUCCUUGAAUCUCGAUCUGAAAGUGGAAACCCUUGCGAAACACGACCCACAUGUCUUGGAGAGAGUCCCUGCACUGUGCAGGUCUAACAAAAGUCCCUGGGUCUGUCUGACUUGCUCGAGUGUCCACUGUGGAAGGUAUGUGAAUGGCCACGCAAAGAAACAUUACGAAGAUGCCCAGGUCCCUUUAGCCAGCCUCAAGAGAUCAGAGAAGCCCGAGAAAGUUCAGCAUACGGUGUGCAUGGAUUGCAGUAGUUACAGCACUUACUGUUACCGCUGUGAUGACUUUGUCGUCAACGAUACCAAGCUGGGCCUGGUACAGAAAGUCCGAGAGCACCUGCAGAAUUUGGAAAAUUCCGCUUUCACAGCAGACCGACACAGGAAAAGAAAACUUCUGGAAAGCGCCUCUCUGAAGAGCAAAUUACUGAAAAUAAACGGGAACACCACAGCCCUGUGUGCCACGGGCCUUCGGAACCUGGGGAACACGUGUUUUAUGAACGCAAUCCUUCAGUCUCUCAGCAACAUCCAACAGUUCUGCUGCUACUUCAAAGAGUUGCCUGCCGUGGAGCUCCGGAACGGGAAGACAGCAGGCCGGCGAACGUACCACACCCGGAGCCAAGGAGAUAAUGGCGUUUCUUUGGUGGAAGAGUUUCGUAAGACGCUCUGUGCCCUGUGGCAGGGGAGUCAGACGGCGUUCAGCCCGGAGUCCUUGUUCUAUGUCAUUUGGAAAAUCAUGCCAAAUUUUAGGGGGUACCAGCAGCAAGAUGCCCACGAAUUCAUGCGUUACCUUUUGGACCACCUGCACUUGGAGCUUCAAGGCGGCUUCAACGGCAUCUCCCGCUCCGUCAUCUUGCAGGAGAAUCCUAGUCUUUCUGCUGGCAGUAGGUGUUGCAUAAACGGAGCAUCGACCGUGGUCACCGCCAUUUUCGGAGGCAUUCUUCAGAAUGAAGUCAACUGCUUAAUCUGUGGGACGGAAUCCAGAAAGUUCGACCCAUUCCUAGACCUCUCUUUAGAUAUUCCCAGUCAGUUCAGAAAUAAACGUAACAAGAACCAAGAAAACGGACCAAGUUGCACGUUACGGGAUUGUCUGCGCAGUUUUACGGACCUAGAAGAACUUGACGAGACAGAACUGUACAUGUGCCACAAAUGUAAGAAGAAGCAGAAGUCCACCAAGAAGUUCUGGAUUCAGAAACUGCCAAAGGUGCUGUGCUUGCAUUUGAAGCGCUUUCACUGGACGGCGUAUCUGAGGAACAAAGUGGAUACCUACGUUGAGUUUCCCCUGAGAGGCCUAGAUAUGAAAUGUUACUUGCUGGAGCCAGAAAACAGUGGCCCCGAAAACGGCCUGUAUGAUCUCGCAGCUGUCGUCGUUCACCACGGCUCAGGAGUCGGCUCCGGCCACUACACAGCCUACGCGACUCACGAGGGGCGCUGGUUCCAUUUCAACGACAGCACCGUGACGCUGACGGACGAGGAGACGGUGGUCAAAGCCAAAGCCUACAUCCUCUUCUACGUGGACCGGCAGGCCAAGUCGGGAUCCGACAAACUCUAAUACCUCUCCCCGCCUCUUGCAUAUCGUGUCCAGCGGACAAAACAUUUCCAGUCCUCCACGAAUACUUGAUCCGAGACUCUUGAUUUCAUUGUGCACUUUUCAGACUUUUUCUUGGGUUCUAGUUCUACUUCGUAAGUAGUCGCCGUUUGAUUUGUUAAAACACGGACACAAGCUAACUUCCUUUUUUUUGGGUUAGUUACGCCAUAGGGGGGAGGGGGGGCGGACCCUCAGCAGAUAAUGAUUUGCUGCUUCAACUAAAUUUUUAUAUAUAUAUAGUUUCUACUUUAGUUGCUUUUGACUUUUUUAUAUCCAUGUUUGUUUGCUUUCUAAAGGCACAUUUACAUCAGAGAAACUUGAAUCCUUCGCGUCAACACCGUUAACGUGUAUUUGAUUAUGAAAAGCCACAGAGUUGUUAUUAUGUAAGACUUCUGUCUCUCUCGCGAACGCUCGCUGCUUGGGGCCACGGGUCGCGUCCCAAGCCGGUUUUCCCGCGGGCACCUCCCCCCCCGGCUGCCUUUGUCAAAGGGAUGGUAAAACUGCGGUCUUGACAAGCAGGCCAGCGACUGUGCUGCUACUUCGGCCUGUGGAGACAGUGUCCCCAUCACAGCUCCUUGCACUCAAGCAAGCGGCUGAGUGGGUGAGAAGACGGACUGUCCCACAGGCCUGCUCUCCCCCCACUUUAAAGAGGGCAGGGAGGGAUUGAUUCUCGUUGUACCACAAUCAAAAAUGUGAGAUCCCCGGUGGUGCUUCCCUCUAGGAAAUUGGAUCGAACUCUUCUCCUCCAUUCCACGCCGCCGCUCUCUUGUCCUGCGGUCAGCAAUCCCCGAGGGCUGUCAGCGGAGCAAGGGAAUGUGUCCGGGCACAAGCGAAACUCAUGGCUCAGGCCUUGGCUAGAAUGUCUGCCGCAGGGGUAGCAAAGUUCUGAUUACUUCACCUAGCUGUUGAUGGUUUCCCGGUGCAAGCUGGAUUUUGGGAAACGUACAAUCCAGCCGAGUUAUAUGACUUACACAUUUUAUAAAGAUUUGGCAUUUCUAGUUCUGUCUUAUUUGUGGGAGUAUCGGGAUGCCUUGUGCAAGAGGUGUUAGAAAGGCUGGCUUGCUGGGAAGGCAUGUGCCCGGAUCCUGGUGGUUUCUAAGAUGCAGCUGCCGAGAGGAUGCGGCCGUGGUUUUGGAAAUAGCAUCUUUUCAGCGCAGGGGGCGGCAACGAGCCCAAAGCCAGGGCCGUUUGCUAUGUUUCUGUCCUAGCUGCUCUCACUGAAUGUGAUGGAGGUGGGCAGUCAGAGGAGAGUUGUUGAUUUCCGUAGCUGCUUUCUCUUUCGUGUUCUCCUCCUUGGAGGAGUGUUAACUUCCUUGUGACUAGGAGUUUCUUUUUGGGGGAUGUGGCCGUUGACCUCCAAUGCACUUGUUCCUCCUGUUCCCAAGGCGGCACCCCCCCGGCGAGAUGCACAUGGACAGUCUAAUCAGUGAGUUGUGGCAACACACGUAUUCCUCUUCCUGGUGGAGAUCUUUUGCUCGUCCACUGGAUUUUACUCAGUGAGUUAAUGUCAAAAAGUGACGGAUUUGGACUAGCAUUGGAUCUGUGUCCGCCUUUGUGUACAUAUAUAGCUUGUCUCUGAGGAGAAAGGGGGGGAGAGCGGACUCCCUCCAUCCCAGCCAGUUCGGCCACUAGAUGACAUUGUGGGCAUCGCAGGUAAGCAAGGUAGCUGCUUGCUGCACCAAGUGAGGGCUUGGCCUGCACUCACACCAUUAAAGCUGGCUCCAUCUUGUUUAGAAAGGGAGGGUGCCCUUCCCCACUGCUUCUGGUGCUGGUCGAGGGAGCCAUUCAGCCGCUCUGGCCUUCAGGCAUAGGGAGUCGCCUUUGAAAGGGUGUUAACGGAGCCAAGUCCUGCCAGUCUGAAGGAAAGACGAGCCGUUGGCAGCAAAGGGCAGACAUGGCUGGGCCGGAUGGGAGUGCUGGGACGAGCCCAUCGCCUUGUUCUUCGUAGUCCUGGACAUCUUGAAAUCUCUACUUGCCCAGCGUGGUGGGUGUUUGCCGUUAAAAUGUAGCAUUUGAACCUCGGGGAGAGAGUCCAGAGCUCUUUGUCUUUCAGCCACAAUUCAAGCUCUCAAAAGAAUAUUUCUCUGGAAGAUUUGCCAUUAAAAAUCUUUCCC